GUAACAGAAUAAUUUUGAAGUUUAAAGUCUGAGCAAAAUCAACGGCAUUUGAACUCUACUUUCCCAAAAUUGUCAUAUCCCUAUUACAGUAAGUAACAGCUACUGUCAACUUUUGUAACUCAUUCCAACAAUGUACAAGCCGCAGCAGCAGCAGCAGUUGUUCGAUUUGCAGGACAACAACGGCGCUGCAUUUGACAAUGGAGGAACAGAUCCAAGUUGUUGGCUUUCCCAUGAAAAUGAAAUCUCUCGCACCGAUUCUUCUCUCUCCUCCUCUAAUGUUGAUCCCUUGCUCUUUAAUGACCUCGUCCAGAUCGUCCCUCUUGUUCAGUCCCUCAUUGAUCGGAAGGAAAAAUCUUCAUUUACUAGAAGGGGAUCAAUGACCUAUACCAAAAUGCCUUCAAGAGAAUCACUUUACAAGAAGACGUCUGAAGCAAAAGGAAGAAAUGCAGGUCAAUCAACUGCAACAAAGAAGCAUAGGGACCAAAAUAAGAAUGUUAGCAGUAGCCAGGAUGAAUGUGCGGAGAACUUUUCAACGCCUUCCUCAAGAUCAUCACUAACAGAAAAGGAUAGAGAGGAAUUGAUGACUUUGAGGGAGAAAGUGGAGGAUCUGCAAAAGAAAUUAUUGGAGAAAGAUGAACUCUUGAAGGAAGCAGAAAUCUUGAAGAAUGAAAUAACGGCUACUAAUGCUGAACUUGACGAAAUGAAAAAGGAUAUUUCGGAGAAGGACUUUUUAGUCAAAACGACUCAAGUGCAACUCUCUGAUGCACAGGUUAAGUUAGCUGACAAGAAAGCAGCUGUAGAGAAGCUAGAAUGGGAAGCAAUGACUUCCAGCAAGGAAGCGGAGAGACUCCAAGAAGAUCUGGACUCAUUGCAAGGAGAAAUUUCAUCAUUCAUGCAGUUUGUACAUGCGUUGACAGAAAAUGAUCCCAGGGCUUCGGCUGAAGAGUGCGAUGCCAUCCCUUAUUCAUGGGAUCAAAAUGUUGAAAUAGAUCAGUUGAAUGAAAGAGAUUUGCAGAAAAUGGAGAAGGCAAGAGAAGCUUAUAUUGCAGCAGUUGCUGCUGCUAAAGAGAAUCCCGAUGAAGCCUCUCUUUCUGCAGCUUCCACAGCAAGAUCAUACCUGCAAUCACUUGUUCUGAGAACAUAAACAUGGAUUCGACCUAGGAAACUGACUACUAUAGUUUGUACUACUUCAAUGGGGUGUUGUUUAAACGAUUUAGAGUAGCAUUCAGAUUGUUGUACAAGAAAAGUUAAUUUUCGUUCUACAAAAUGGCCAGUUAGGACUAACUAUUGUUUUGGUUAUAUAAUUAAGGAGUGAUGAACUGUGAUAUAUUAUCUGAAGUCAUUGUUCUUGGACCUUCUCCA
Nicotiana attenuata is the source of this 1362-nucleotide messenger RNA. Its product is annotated as kinesin-related protein 4-like. Gene Ontology annotation, biological process: plasmodesmata-mediated intercellular transport. NCBI's taxonomy places the organism in Eukaryota, Viridiplantae, Streptophyta, Magnoliopsida, Solanales, Solanaceae. The coding region runs from base 131 to 1144 and encodes 337 amino acids. Gene Ontology annotation, molecular function: microtubule binding. The record is from RefSeq and is a predicted model, not a curated record. The transcript has 5 exons.